UGCAAGAUAACAAACCAGCGUUCCAUUGCUGCCGCAAGUGACUUAGAACCAAUGCUGCGACAGACACUCGCCGUGAGAUGGUGGCGUGUAGUUGUGUCAGUGGCAGAUACCUAUACCGGGAACAACGGAUGGAAGAUAUGCACCGACUUGGCAGACGGGAGCUGGGAAAUAUAGUUUCCCGUUGCAGUAGUAACCUGAGAUCCCAAUGACCCCAGUUCUAUGUUUACCCGUGACUUGCUCCUGAUGAUAAUGCAGAAGAAACUGGUGUCGACGUGUGCAUGCUCAUUGCUGUGCUGCAUGUGUGGCAUGAACUAACCAUGGCGUGUAUUGGAUGCGUACUGCACAGGUGGGGAAAUUAACAUCUUGUGGUGAUAUAUUGUGCAAGUGGUAAUUAUUGCACAUUCUAUCAAAUUCACAAAGAACUCUCUGGAAAAUAUUUAGCAAAGCUGAAGCGAUUAUCGGAUUACCCCUUCAGUACCUGGAGUGAAUACCGCCAGUUCUUGUUGGAGGAUAUAUGCAAACAGUUGACACACUCUUCUGGACAUUUUGAUUCUAUAGAUAAACAGCAAUUAGCCAAGGCUCUAAGCACAGCAUAGUAUGAACCCAGAACCCAUAUCAUUAUCAGAAGAACAGAUAUCUGAAUUUAAAGAGGCGUUUUCUCUGUUUGACAAAGACGGGGAUGGCACUAUAUCCCACAAGGAGCUCGGUGUUGUCAUGCGGUCACUGGGCCAGAACCCCACAGAAGAGGAGCUGCAGGAGAUGAUCAAUGAGGUGGAUGCUGAUGGUAAUGGCACCAUCGACUUUGAGGAAUUUCUCCAAAUGAUGGCGAAGAAGAUGAAGGAGACAGAUAAUGAUGAGGAGUUACGGGAGGCGUUCCGUGUGUUCGAUCGAGAUGGAAAUGGUUUCAUCAGCGCUGCUGAGUUGCGGCACGUCAUGACAAAUCUGGGAGAAAAGUUAACCGAUGAAGAAGUUGAUGAAAUGAUUAAAGAGGCUGACGUUGACGGCGAUGGAAUUAUCAGCUUCGACGAUUUCAUGACCUUCGCCAACCAGCUAUUGUUUUCAUAUGGGCCGUUUUGAUGUCGGAAACAAGGUUUUAAAAAUAGCCCCAAGUUCCUGUCCGGACUGAGACUGUACCCAGCUCCUCGAUGACGAAUUACAGUGUGCAUCUCCAAGAGACUCAGGGGCUAAGAGUACAGUAGAGUCAUACGACCCAUAUGCAAAAAAAAAUGAUUAUGCCCGGGACUGUGUGAGGACUGGCACUUUGAUGCCAUGGGUAUCAGUUACUUUGGGAUAUGUGCCAGCCACUUGUUCUCCUGCGGAAGUUCCUGCAGGCCACCAUCGUCGCCUGCAGCAGUGCUCCCAUUCCAUGUUGUACUCACUACCACCUGGAGUCUUUGCUUUGGUGCACACAGUAGGUUGUAGUUGCAUAUCGUCUCACCAUGAAGUUGGUGUGCGCCAUGUAUGUGUGGUAAAAAUGUAAGUGACGCCAGAAUAUCGGUGUAGACAUAGCCGUGUGAACUAUUCAUGGCUUUGCCUUCAAGCCAGAUUCACGUAUGAACGAAUUCGUGCAUGUAAUUAAAACGAUGUUCUAUUUUUAAAAAGACAAGAUACCCGUGCCCUUAGUCCACUAUAUGUGUAUAUUUUAAGAUGUAAGUAAAGUUUUCAAAUCGGUAAGUUUGUCAAAUAUUUUAUCAGGAGCAUGCUAUUUGAGUACGAACAAGCCUUUGACCAAAGUAAUUAUGCUCUGAAGACAGAUCGGUAACUUGAAAGUUAAACUAAUAGUUAUUGUUCAAGGUUAUCACAAUGAGUCUAAGCAAGCUCUUUUGACCCGAGUAUCUAAGACAUGUUCUUGUAAAUACAGUACAGAUCUGUAAGUUUACAUUUUAACUAAAGAUUAAUUUUUCAAGGUUUUCCCGAGAAGCGGAAGCUAAACUUUGACCAGGGUAAUUAUGACAUGUUGUAAAAUAAUCACAGACGUAUGUUGACAAUCCACCUUGGAUGUGGUGGUAGUAUUGGUUCGCAGAAGGUCACAUUGGUCGAAAGAAGUGACGGGUAUGGGUCGGAUGAUCAGGUUCUGUGACUCGGAUGACAGUGUGUCACCCUACCCUGGUUGUGCUAAUUGUUGCUAAUUUUUGCCCGAUCCAGACAAACAUAUUUAAUGUUUUACACACAGUGACAUAGCUUAAGAUAGUAUUCCACAACAAACACUAGUUUUACGAACUUUCGAAAUCAUUUACAACCAGUUUCUUACCAUUAAACUCCUCUAUAUACUAGUAUUUGAUCAUCUAAAAAUAUUCGAUAUUUUUUCCGAGACUGAAACAGUGGACAGUUUAUUGUCGAGCAAAUAGCGUUAGGAGCACAAACUCAUAUGUCGAUAUUUAGGCACAAGUGUCGUAAACAUAGUAUGAUAUGGGCACGAAUAAAGUAUUCUGUUUAUUACCGAGUUCGUCAAUUUGAGGAAAAUAAACCCAA
Messenger RNA from Haliotis rubra (blacklip abalone), 2472 nucleotides. Its product is annotated as calmodulin-A-like. The record is from RefSeq and is a predicted model, not a curated record. The transcript is spliced from 5 exons. Gene Ontology annotation, molecular function: enzyme regulator activity; calcium ion binding. Lineage: Eukaryota; Metazoa; Mollusca; Gastropoda; Lepetellida; Haliotidae. The coding region runs from base 598 to 1077 and encodes 159 amino acids.